Rubroshorea leprosula is the source of this 1756-nucleotide messenger RNA. NCBI's taxonomy places the organism in Eukaryota, Viridiplantae, Streptophyta, Magnoliopsida, Malvales, Dipterocarpaceae. The record is from the annotation of a GenBank genome assembly.
AAAAGAUACCUCCUCUUCUUUCUUUCUUUCUUUCUUUCUUUAUUUCUGUCUUUCUACAAUGAGGCAAAAGUAAAGUGGCUCCUUUGUUCUCAUAACAGCAUUCUUCGUUUCAGAGGAACUUGAUUUGGAUGGCGAAAUUGCAGACCGAUUCUCCAUUCUCCCGUCUAAUCGUCCGCGCCUUCUUUUUGACUUCCUCGACUCCGGUACACUCCAUUAUCGAUCUCUCUUUACUUCUCGGUGAUAUUGUUUCCUUUUGGAUAGUUGAACCUGCUCCAGGGGUUGAUCUUGAAGGCCUCGAGGUUGCCAGGGAAUGUUUGAUGGAUGUUUUCAACUUGAUUCUGCUUCUGUUGAUGAUGGUGCAAAAACUGAUGCCAAAAACUGAUGCCUUAAUUGAUAUGUUCAGCUCGUUGGAACAAAGUGAACAUCACAAAAUUAAGUCGGAUAUAGGUCAAAUAGGCGCUUCGGUUGAUGUUCCCAGCUCAUCCUCUUCCCCCAAUUUUGUCCAUGGAAAUUCUUCAGAUGCAUCAAAAUCUCCGGUCAACUAUGUCUUCCUUCUUGCGAUCUUUUUAUCCCAUGCCACCACCGUCUCUCCACUGAAGAGAAACUGUGAUUUUCCAGCAAUCUUCAACUUUGGUGACUCAAAUUCAGACACAGGUGGGUUUUCUGCUGUGUUUUAUCCUCCUACUCCCCCGUAUGGAGAGACAUUUUUUCAUAUGCCGGCCAAGAGAUUCUCUGAUGGACGCCUCCUGAUUGAUUUCAUUGCUAAGGGUCUUGGUCUUCCAUUUCUGGACUCAUAUCUUGAUUCUCUGGGAACCAACUUCAAUCAUGGUGCAAAUUUUGCCACGGCUGGAUCCACCAUUAUAUUACCGAAUAGCAUUAUACCUAAAGGUGGUUUUAGUCCAUUCUACUUGGAGCUGCAGUACUUGCAAUUUACGCAGUUUAAAUCCAGAUCAGAACUGCUUAGGGAGCAAGGUGGGAUAAUUGGAAGUUUAAUGCCCAACAAGGAAUAUUUUCAAGAAGCUUUGUAUACAUUUGAUAUCGGCCAGAACGAUCUAGCUGAAGGGUUCUUUUCUAACAUGACCGUAGAGGAAGUGAAUGCAUCUGUUCCUGGCAUAGUCAACAAAUUCUCAACAAAUGUUAAGGAAAUAUACAGUCUGGGAGCAAGAUCAUUUUGGAUUCAUAACACAGGACCCAUUGGUUGCCUGCCCUACAUUUUGUCCAACUUUCCCUCUGCAAGAAAGGAUGGUGCUGGCUGCGCGAUGCCUUACAAUGAAGUAGCUCAGUACUUCAAUGUUAAGUUGAAGGAGGCCGUAGUUGAACUUAGGAAGGAAUUCCCUCUUGCUACAUUCACAUACGUGGAUAUCUACUCUGUCAAGUAUUCCCUCUUUGCUGAACCACAGAAACACGGAUUUGAGCUGCCACUUGUAUCCUGCUGUGGGUAUGGAGGGGAGUACAACUACAACAACAAUGACAUUUGCGGAAGCACAAUCAUGGUUAAUGGCACAGAGGUGUUUAUCGGAUCAUGCAAGAACCCAUCAGUUCGAGUGGUAUGGGAUGGAAUUCACUACACUGAAGCAGCUAACAAGUUUAUUUUUGGUCAAAUUAGAAAUGGAUCGUUCUCAGACCCACCAGUUCCACUGAACAUGGCAUGUUAGAAGACCUCUGUUUAAGAUGGUAUCAAAUAAAAUGUAGUCAUGCGAAUCUAUCUCCUGCAUUAGUGUCUUUAAAUGGGAACGAAUAAAUUGCCUUUGAACCU